AUGACCGAUACAAUUCAGCAUGUGGCUACCGUUUUUCCAGUUAAUCAUGACUCUCUGUUAGCCGGUAUAAAAAGACAGCGACGUCGAUCAAUCAUUCGAGAUUUUGCACUCAAUACAUCGACGCACGGUUUACCAGGCAUUGCUCGAAGUCAAAGUGUACACAAUCGAGUCUUCUGGAGUGUUUCGACUGCAGUUUUCACGGGUGUUAUGGUGUAUUUUGUUGCACAAUCGAUCAGUAACUAUUUUCAAUAUCCAAAACAAACAUCCAUCGAUGUAAUUGUCGAAUGGCCUAUCGUUUUUCCGGCAGUCUCGUUUUGCAACUAUUCUCCUGUGCGUCAAGACCGUUUCUUUCAAGCAUUUCUUGAAUAUUUAAGUGCUUUCAACUUAAUAGAUACCACGAAUAAUACUAACUUUACUCUCUCAAAUUAUGUAAUUUAUAUUCAUGAUUUUUAUCAAUGGAAAAUCAAUCAAAAUAAGUCCAUGUACGACUUAUAUUUUCCACUUAGUUCCAUGUUAAUGAGUUGUUUUUUCAAUGGUGUUCCAUGUGUAUCAACCGAUUUCAUUUCAUUCGAAUCGCCUUUGUAUGGUGGCUGCUACACGUUCAAUGCUAAGAGGAAGAAUCUUCCUAAUAGUGGAAUUCGUUAUAGUAAUGAGGGCGGCAGAGAUGGUAUAUUAGAAUUGCGUCUUUAUGUACACAGUCAUCAAUAUGUGCCGAACACAUCCGACGCUGUUGGCAUCAUGAUUAUGGUACAUGAUAAUACACAAUUGCCAUUGAUUGAUAUUGCUGGUAUGGCCUUGGAACCUGGAAGAAAGCAUAAAUUGAGUUUUACAAGAAAGAAAAGUUACUUUUUAUCUCCACCUUACACACAAUGUACUAAUCAGAUUCCAUUGGCUAUGCAAGCAAUGUUCAAUCUAUUUCAAGAUGCAGAUUAUGCCUAUUCUCAAUUAAUUUGUUUUACGAAUUGUAUACAAGCGUAUACGUAUCAUGUAUGUGGAUGUGUUAAUCCUAAUCAAUGGUUAGCUCGUUUUGCUGUUUUAUUUGGAACUGACAUUGUGGUGAACGCACCACUAUGUAACAUGACUGAUGCAUGUUUCACGGAAGCAGCCGAUCGUCUGAUGAAAACGUAUGCCAUCUGGAGUAUGUGGUGUCCAUAUUGUCAACAGGAAUGUAACACAACGACCUUCGGCAUCACACUAUCGUCAAUGUCAGCGCCACGUGAAUGGAUGAUGAAUUCUAUUCGAGAUUUUGUUGAAGCCUCAUCGGUUCCAUUGCCCUCCGACUGGUCGACAGCAUGGCAUUCUCAUAUUCAAUCGAAUUAUAUUGCUAUCGACAUUGUACGAGGAAGUAUUCAAUUGGAACAGUUGACACAGGUGGCAUCACUCAGUGGUGUUGAUUUGCUAUCAAAUGUGGGCGGUCUUUCGGGUCUUUGGAUAGGUAUCAGUUUUCUUUCAUUAAUGGAAUUAGCUGAAAUGCUCUACCGACUUUUUCGAUCUAACAUUCAUCAGAUUCACAUAAAAAUACGACAGAACACACAAGUGACUCAAUUCUCAAAUGUCAACAAUCACAAUUGGAAAAAUACAAAUGCUUUCAAUUGA
Molecule: messenger RNA, 1596 nt
Organism: Rotaria sp. Silwood2
Lineage: Eukaryota; Metazoa; Rotifera; Eurotatoria; Philodinida; Philodinidae
Source: the annotation of a GenBank genome assembly